Molecule: messenger RNA, 1401 nt
Organism: Acanthoscelides obtectus
Lineage: Eukaryota; Metazoa; Arthropoda; Insecta; Coleoptera; Chrysomelidae
Source: the annotation of a GenBank genome assembly
CUAACUUGACGUCAUGACCUUCGAGAGUUCACGAAUCUGACACUUGACAUUUCUACUGUAUUUUUGCUGCAUACCUGAGAGAUGGAGGAGUUUUCCUCAGAACUUAUACUUCAGAAGUCCUCCAGCCUGUUGGUGCCCAAACGCGUCGGAUUCGGUUACUUGCCGAUAGAUAUACUUGUGAGAAUAUUCGAAUACUUUGAUGAAGACGAACUGCGUACGAAUAUCACCAGGGUGUGUCAGCAAUGGAGGGCUGCUGCCGAAGUUCCGAGACUUUGGAACACUUUGAAGUUUCAGGGGCGUGCUAUCGAAACAGAUUUGAUUUGCAACAAGAUUUAUCAGUUUCGUGAUGUUACCAAGAUUAUCAUAAAAGCUGUUCUUGAUCCUAUGAUUGUUUUGAGGCAAAUCUGCAGACGAUGCAAAGACUUAACCUACCUAGUCCUAAGGAACUGUCCCGAAAUAUCAGAAGACAGUCUUCGAUAUCUACUCGUCGCCUGCAAGCAUCUGCAGUCACUAGACUUGAAAGGAACCCCUUUUAAAGCUCUCAUUCUUUUUGAAGAAUUGCCUCAUUGCCAAGAGAUGAGGUCUAUCAACUUAGGGGGUAACCCACAUCUCAGCAUGAAGAACGUAACCACUCUAGUAAUGAACUGUCAGCAUCUCGACGGUUUCCAUUUGGGAUCUUUCCAGCCUAAAGAUAGAGUCGACCUCAAUGAUGGUACCUGUUACCUCAUCCUCAGGAAGCUUGUCCAUAACUUAACCCAUCUGACCCUUGAUUGCUCCAGUCUGAGCGCCGCUACAUUUGCUUCAAUCUGCCGUUGCAGACACUUGGAGUAUCUCUGUCUCAACUAUGCCUACAACUUCAGAGGUUGUGACUUUCAAAACAUGUGGAAGACAUUGACGAAGUUGAAGGUGUUGAAAAUACGGAAUGGACAUCUGAUAAGUGAAAUCAACUGCAUUAGGCUUUUUACCGAAGGUCAGGAGAUAAUGAGGAAUCUUGAGGUCGUAGACCUUACAGGUUGUGGUAAGAUAGCAAACGGUAGCAUUCAAGCUAUCUCCAAUUGUUGUAAGAAAAUCAAGAGGCUUAUUGUAAAAAGUUGCAAGCAUAUUACGACAAUUGACUCACUGGUUGAAGAAUGUCCAGAGCUUGAAGAGUUGAACAUCGGGUUCUGUGUGAACAUCAAGUUUGAUGCGGUACCACAUCAUCUAAAGAAACUGUUUAUAUGCGAUACCGUCAAACACAGAAUGUUCGCUAGACAAGUGAUACAACAGUGCCAAAGAUGUGAAGUGAGAGUAUGUUUAUCCGAAUUCAAUAAAGAAACCAAAAUAUUUGUAUACGAGUAAGUCAAGGAUAUUUUGUAUAUACAGGGUGUAAACGUUAUGGUAGUAAUUACACUGGACAACAAA